GCCAAUAUUGCCACAAUGGGAAGACUCAAAAUCCCAACUAUUUUCAACACAAGCAAGCAAGUACCUAAGCUUCCUUAUGCAAACCCCAUUAAAAAAAACCUCGUCAAUAAAUCUGAAACUCAGGAAGAUGGGAUUGUGAAUUCAUUCUUUGGCCGCUUACGCAAACUUAUGUCUGGAAAUAAGAGUGAUGGGGGAUCAAGGACAGAGGCAGAAGAGAAAGUUUGCUCAUGGUUAUAUGCAUUGGCUCAGUCAGAGAAGGACUUGGUUUUUGAGUAUGUUCAAUCCACUGAAAGGGGAUUGAGCUUUGCUGAAGCUGAGAGAAGACUGAGGGAAAGUGGCCCAAAUAUUCCUCUUGAUUUUUCUUUCCCAAAGUGGUGGCAUCUUCUAUGGAGUGCUUUCUUUCAUCCCUUUAAUAUCAUUUUGAUCGUCUUGUCUGCAAUCUCAUACAUUACCAGUGAUAGUCCAAAUGGAUGCAUAAUGCUUGUACUGGUUUUCAUUAGUGUUUCCCUCAGGUUUUACCAGGAAUAUAGCAGCUCAAAAGCAGCCAUGAAACUUUCAGAAUUUCUUCGAUGUCCGGUCAAAGUUCAAAGAUGCGCGGGUCGGGUUGUCCAAACAGAAGUAGUAGUUCAAGUUGAUCAAAGGGAUGUUGUUCCCGGUGAUAUUGUCAUUUUUGAACCUGGAGAUCUUUUCCCUGGAGAUGUGAGGUUGUUAUCUUCCAAACACCUUGUUGUUAGUCAGGCUUCAUUAACCGGAGAAUCUUGGACAACAGAGAAAACAGCUGAUACCAAAGAAGAUCACACCGCUCCCUUGUUAGACUUGAAGAAUAUAUGCUUCAUGGGAACAAAUGUAAUAUCAGGUAGUGGAACUGGUCUAGUAAUUUCAACUGGAUCCAAGACUUACAUGAGCACCAUAUUCUCAACCAUAGGGAAGAAGAAACCGCCGGACGACUUUGAGACAGGUGUCCGCCGCAUAUCUUAUAUUCUGGUUGCCGUUAUGCUUGUUGUUGUCACAAUCAUAGUUGUGACUGCUUACUGUUCAUCUCACAAUCUGAGUGAAAGUGUUCUUUUCGGGAUUUCGGUCGCCAGUGCUCUCACUCCUCAAAUGCUUCCCCUCAUUGUUAACUCAAGUCUAGCAAAAGGAGCACUUGCAAUGGCUAGAGACAGAUGCAUAGUCAAGAGCGCCACUGCCAUACGAGACAUGGGAUCUAUGGAUAUACUAUGCAUAGACAAGACAGGUACACUCACCAUGAACAGAGCAAUAAUGGUUAACCAUCUUGACAUCUGGGGCUUACCAAAAGAAAAGGUUUUACGCUUUGCCUUCUUCAACUCGUAUUUUAAAACAGAUCAGAAGUAUCCGUUAGACGACGCAAUUUUGGCACAUGUAUAUACAAAUGGAUACAGGUUCCAGCCCUCAAAGUGGAGGAAGAUAGAUGAGAUUCCUUUUGACUUCAUGAGAAGAAGAGUAUCUGUUAUCUUGGAAGCGGUAACAGAAGAAAGAAACCAUUUCCAAGAGCUGCUCAUGGUAACUAAAGGAGCGCUUGAAGAAGUAAUGAGAGUUUGUUCUUUUGUUGAACAUGUUGAUAAGGGUGUGAUUGGUACUCUCUCUCCAGAGGAGUAUCAGAGAAUUUUCAGCAUGAGUGAAGAAAUAAGCAAUGAGGGUUUAAGAGUCAUUGGAGUGGCAACAAAGAUGCUGAAAACGAAGGAAACAACAAAUCAGAGUAGAAUUGACUAUGAGACUUUAGAAUCAGACAUGGUUUUCCUGGGCCUCAUAACAUUCUAUGACCCUCCUAAAGACUCAGCAAAGCAAGCUCUGUGGCGGUUGGCUAAAAAGGGAGUAAAAGCAAAAGUACUCACAGGUGAUUCGUUGUCUCUUGCCAUAAAGGUUUGCAAGGAAGUUGGCAUCAGAACUACCCAUGUUGUCACUGGACCGGAGCUUGAGCUGCUCGACCAGGAUGCCUUCCAUGAGACUGUCAAAAGAGCAACAGUACUAGCUCGGCUGACCCCAACUCAGAAACUUCGAGUUGUUCAGUCAUUGCAAAUGGUUUGUGGUCACAUUGUCGGCUUCUUGGGAGACGGAGUAAACGACUCACUGGCACUUGAUGCAGCCAAUGUAGGAAUAUCAGUUGACUCAGGAACAUCAGUUGCAAAAGACUUUUCCGACAUUAUCUUGCUCGAGAAAGACCUGAAUGUGCUAGUAGCUGGAGUUGAGCAUGGCCGGCUUACAUUCGGGAACACCAUGAAGUACAUAAAGGCGUAUGUCAUUGCCAAUUUGGGGAGUAUUAUCUCACUCUUGAUAGCAAGCUUGGUCCUCAGCAAUGAGCCAUUGACUCCUAAGCAGCUCCUCACUCAGAACUUCUUGUACAGUGUUGGCCAGAUUGCAAUCCCAUGGGACAAAAUGGAAGAAGAUUAUGUGAAGAUCCCACAAAAGUGGCCUGAGAAAGGUUUACCAAUGUUCAUCUUGUGGAAUGGGCCCGUAUGCACUCUCUGUGAUGUGUUUACCCUUGUGUUCAUCUGGUUCUACUGCAAGGCUUGCACUGCAGAAGCUAUAGAAUUCUUCCAUUCUGCUUGGUUCGUUGAAGGGCUUCUGAUGCAGACUCUGAUCAUCCACUUGAUCCGAACAGAGAAGAUUCCAUUCGUACAAGAGUUUGCCUCAUGGCCUGUGAUUUGUUCCACUGUUGUGAUUUCUGCUGUUGGAAUCGCAAUUCCCUUUACACCAAUCGGUACAGUGAUGGGGUUUGUUUCCUUGCCUCUAUCAUACUUUGGAUUUUUGGUUGUGCUUUUCGUAGGAUAUUUCUUUGUUGGGCAGGUGGUAAAGAGGAUUUACAUUUUUGUUUACAAAAGAUGGCUUUAGCAAAGUAGA
Morus notabilis is the source of this 2859-nucleotide messenger RNA. RefSeq names its product magnesium-transporting ATPase, P-type 1. The record is from RefSeq and is a predicted model, not a curated record. Gene Ontology annotation, biological process: magnesium ion transport. Gene Ontology annotation, molecular function: ATP binding; P-type magnesium transporter activity; ATP hydrolysis activity. Gene Ontology annotation, cellular component: intracellular membrane-bounded organelle; membrane. Lineage: Eukaryota; Viridiplantae; Streptophyta; Magnoliopsida; Rosales; Moraceae.